AUGGCAGUCCUCAGCUCAUGCUACUCUUUCUUCACCAGCUCCACUACGCUCAACAUCACGUUGCGGACUAUGGUCCUGGCGGCAUUGACUUCCAUGCUCUUCAACGCCAUUGACCUCCGCCUUCCCGUUCCAGCUGCAGUGGAGGAGUUAACCGUUGUGGUGGUUCUCCUCUUCCUGGAGCUUGGCUUAAGCAGCCGCCGCCAGGAAAGCAGCACCAAGAAGACCAAGCCGUGCCUAGGGGAGCGGCGCGAGAAGUACGAAGAGGUCAGUGGCCUCGCAGGAAGACUUCAGGCAGCAGCCAAGGCCGGUGACACAGACGCAGCCGAAGCCGUGAUGGAGAGGAUCCUCGCAGGCGACGGCAAGCCCAGCCUGGUUUGCUAUGGAGCCUUAAUCUCGGCCUUCGCAAAAGCGGGGGAUGUGAAACGCGCCGAGUACUGGCUUGAGGCUCUCGAGGCCUCAAAUGUUGGGAGCCCAAAUGGCAUCUGCCUGAACAUGCUGAUCAGCGCUUGUGCCAAAGCAAACGCUGUUGAUCGCGCAGAAUACUGGCUUGUAAAGAUGCCAUCGCUGGGGCUGAGCCCAGAUGUGAUGAGCUACAACGCUGUGAUCGAUGCCUGUGCACGCACGGGGGAUGUGACUCGCGCGGAGCGCUGGCUUGAGAAGAUGAAGGCUUCCGGCACCACCCCCAAUGUUGUGAGCUAUAGCUCUGUGCUUCAUGCUUGCGCCCGAAGCUGCGAUGCGAGCCUUGCCGAGCGCUGGCUGGAGCGCAUGUCCAAGGAAGGGGCCGAGCCAAACGCUAUCUGCUACAACGCCGUGAUCAACGCCUGGUGUAAAGAAGGCAACACUCGUCGCGCAGCUCAUUGGCUUGAGCAGAUGUCUCAGCGCGGUGUUCAGCCUACCGUGAACAGCUACAGCACCAUCAUUGACAAGCUGGCAAAGGCCGGAGACAUCGACGGUGCUGAGACUUGGCUUACUCGCAUGGCCGAGGCCGGCGUCGAGGCUGACGCCGUCAGCUACAACAUGCUUUUCAGCGCUUGCAGCAAGAUGGGUGAUUCUGCACGCGCCGGCAAGCUCUUCGAUCAGAUGAUGCAGCGCAAAGUGACUCCAAACACAAUCUGCUUCAACCUGAUCAUUAAUACCCACAGCCGUCAAGGCGACUUCUAUUCCGUUCUCAGGCGCCUGCGGCAGAUGCGGGAGCAGGGCAUUCAGGCUGACCGUGUUAGCUUCAACACCAGCCUCAAGGCAUUCUCCCGCUGCGGGGACUGCAAGGCAGUGGACCAGCUCUUGGAUGAGAUGCUUGCCGCAGGCAUCAAGCCGGAUGUUGCCGCUUACAACACCUUCAUCGCCGUGUGCAUGCGGGCCAAGGAUGCGUCGAAGGCAGAAGACUGGCUCUGUCGUAUGACCAGCGCUGGGGUGCAGGCCGAUGCUGUCAGCUAUUGCACCAUGAUCGAUGCUUUUGCCCAAAGCGGUGACUUGCACCGCGCAGAGAAGUGGCUUGAGAAGAUGGAACGAUCAGGACUUCAGGUCGGAGCCACCACCUAUGGCCUUCUCAUCAGCACCGUGGCCAAGAUGGGUGACAUCAGCCGGGUGGAGCGCAUUUUCGAGCGCAUGGACAAGGCCAACGUGGAGGUCAACGGCUCCACCUACAACGCGCUCAUCUCCGCCUGCGCCCGCAAGGGGGACGUGGACCGUGCCGAGUUCUGGCUCAAGAAGCUCCUAAAAUCCACGGCAUCUGCCGACGUGGCCAGUUACUCCUCGGUCAUCCAUGCGUGCGCCAAGGCCAACAGCUUGCGCCGGGCGGAGGCCUGGAUCGAGCAGAUGGAACGCGAUAGCAUCCAGGCCAACGUGGUGACCUACAACAGUGUGAUCAACGCCUGUGCCCGCUGCGGCGAUGCCAAGCGUGCGGAAUAUUGGAAUGCCUGCGCCAAGGCCUUGGAUGUGGACCGAGCCGAGAAGUGGCUCAAAGAGAUGCCGAAGCAUAACGUCCAGCCCGACGACGUGUCCUACAGCACCGUCAUCCACGCCUGCGGCACCGCCCAGGAGCCCGAGCGCGCAGAGGAGUGGAUGAAGCUGAUGACCUCUUCUCUUUGCAGCCAGGGCGAAAAGCCAGGUGCCUUUUGCUACAACUCCAUUGCGCAGGCCUGGGUGCGAGCCGGUGACGUGGACCGGGCCAUGCAUUGGUUGUCGGAAGCAGAACGCCUUGGCGUGGAAGUGUCCUCCGCGAGCUUGAACGGUGUUGUAAGUGCACUGACCCGAGCACGCCGACACAGCGAGGUGGAGCUUUGGUCUUCCAAGGUUCGCAAAGGCGAACGAGGCGAGCGCAGCGACCGGCGCUACCCUCAGCGCCGGCAAAGUGGCUUCGGCCGCUAA
This is a messenger RNA of Symbiodinium pilosum, 2367 nucleotides long. The record is from the annotation of a GenBank genome assembly. NCBI's taxonomy places the organism in Eukaryota, Dinophyceae, Suessiales, Symbiodiniaceae.